CAAUGUUGCUGCUGGCCGCGUGAUAACAACAGGCUGCCGUCCCAGCGGUAUGCCCCGGUGGUUUCGUCUGACUGGCAUUAACUAUCGCAAAUGGGAUUCUUCCAGACAAGUGUCCAUUUCCUUUUAUUAUCGUAUGAUCCCUGUAUGUUGGAUUAGGAGCGAGACAGGGCGGCUGAGGCAAGAAAUGGAGACCAAAGGUGACAGUAUCGAGUUCAAGGGAUCGCCAACACCCAUCAUACGGGUGCCAGGAGAGGCUCACUGCCGGCUGUGGGGACGGCGAACCCUCGGCCAUCGGUCCCUUGCGGCGGUGCUUACAGCGAUGUAGGAGUGAGGCUAACUCACUGCAACAGCAACAACUUUGUAAGUAGCGCCCCCUGGCGCCAUGUUCUGCAGCAACACUUUUCUCCCUUCGCCAUCUACCAGACUCCACGAACCACAAUCUCAUCUGAGAAGAAAGUGCUUCUACUUUACAUUCUCUCCCUUGGGCAGCCAACGAAGCAGAAGAUAGAUGUUGCUUCUGUCUGGCAGCCAUGGACGGAGACAUACAAAGCAGCUACAGUCAACUUCUCUCUCUCGAGAGAGAGUGCGCAGAUGCGGAAAAACAUGAAUGACGUCAUGUAUGGCCACGGCCUUGACCUCUGUAGUCUCGUUACCUUAGUGGUGACAUCCGGGGCUGAGCUCAGUGGUACAGGUGCCUGUCAGUUGUUACUUCAACAAUGUCCUUCUCCUCGUUUGACUGUCAACUGCCGGACACUGAUGUUCUCACCUCACACCUGUCUGUAACCAGCGGCUAACAUUUUGAACACGUCUAGAAAUGGCGAUGGAUGGUCAGAUGUCGGACUCUCUGGUUUCCCGUCUUCUCGCUGGACACUUCAUCUCCAUUCUGCUGGCACAGUGGACACUUCAUCUCCAUUGUCUUGAUCCACUCUCAGCUCGCACCGCGCGGACAGAAGGGGCGCCCGGGGCGAACACCACGCGCCAUAUUAGAUUUGAACCGACCGCCGUCAGCCCUCCGGACAUCUCCAGGCCCUCGGCAGAACCCGGCGAGACGGCGCGAGGCCCUCCAAUGUGCGAGGACCCAGUCUGGUCUCAGAGGACUUGGAAGCAAGUGGACAAACACCCCUCCCCAAGUGGCCUCAGGCACCAGCGACUGGCGUGAUUGUGACCUGCUCUCCGAAGUUGGGAUCUUUGAUGGAGCUGUUAAGACCUGAGUUGUGGCCGCACUUUCUCCUCCGAUAUCAAGCGGGAU
Molecule: messenger RNA, 1249 nt
Organism: Pomacea canaliculata
Lineage: Eukaryota; Metazoa; Mollusca; Gastropoda; Architaenioglossa; Ampullariidae
Exons: 3
Coding region: 815-1159 (114 amino acids)
Source: RefSeq, a predicted model, not a curated record